This is a messenger RNA of Oxyura jamaicensis (ruddy duck), 402 nucleotides long. RefSeq names its product microtubule-associated serine/threonine-protein kinase 3-like. The record is from RefSeq and is a predicted model, not a curated record. The transcript has 2 exons. Lineage: Eukaryota; Metazoa; Chordata; Aves; Anseriformes; Anatidae. Gene Ontology annotation, molecular function: protein serine/threonine kinase activity; ATP binding. The annotation marks the transcript as partial. Gene Ontology annotation, biological process: intracellular signal transduction; peptidyl-serine phosphorylation.
GGGUCCUGGGGGGGUCCCAGCCGCCGGGCUCCCCGCAGCCUGCUGAUCACGUCGCUGGGCCACGUGAAGCUGACGGACUUCGGGCUCUCCAAGAUGGGGCUGAUGAGCCUCACCACCAACCUCUACGAGGGCCACAUGGAGAAGGACGCCCGCGAGUUCCGGGACAAGCAGGUGUGCGGCACCCCCGAGUACAUCGCCCCCGAGGUGAUCCUGCGGCAGGGCUACGGGAAGCCCGUGGACUGGUGGGCCAUGGGCAUCGUGCUCUACGAGUUCCUGGUGGGCUGCGUGCCCUUCUUCGGGGACACCCCCGAGGAGCUCUUCGGGCAGGUCAUCUCGGGUACGGGGCCGCGGGGGGCCGGGGGGGACCGGGCACGCCAGGGGGGGGACGGGAACACCGGGGAU